GUAUUCUUGUAUUCACCAUUUCCUUCACAUCGUGCUUGCUCCAGUGAUCCACAGCUAUCUAAAAUGUCGGUCUCAUACUCUUCCAGGGUGUCUGGUGUCUCAUCAGUUGGGGGUGGUGGAGCCAGAAUAGGGCUUGGUGGAGCUGGAGCAGGCCUGGGGUAUGGUCUGAGCACUGGUGCUGGGGCUGGUGCUGGCUUUGGGGGUGGAGCUGUUCUUGGUUUGAGCUCUGGAAUUGGUUUGGGCUCAGGAAUUGGUCUAGGCUCUGGAAUUGGUCUGGGCUCUGGAAUUGGUCUGGGCUCCGGACUUGGUCUGGGCUCCGGACUUGGGCUGGGGUCUGGACUUGGUCUGGGCUACGGUGCAGGUGGUGCAGGGUUGGCACUGGGUGGUGGCGGAGGUGGUGGAGCACUAGUCGCAAGCCCAGCAUUUGCCAUGGGUCGCACCAUUGCAUCUGGUGGCUUGACCGCAGGUGCUGCCCUGGCUGCUGGUUCUGCUAUGGUCCCGACCUUGGCUCCUAUCCUAUCUCGUGCGGCUGAGAAAACCACGCUGUCCCUUCUGAAUGACCGAUUCUCUGCCUACAUGACCAAAGUGCGAGCACUGCAGCAGGAGAACGCUGCACUGGAGGCUAAGCUGUCCCAACUGACCGGCGGAACUGAUAUGUGCCCAGAAUCGUCAGCCACUACUACGGUGGAAUAUGAGACCCAGUUGAAUGAGUAUCGCACCACUCUGCAGAACCUCACGCUUGACACCAUCAAACUGGAGAUAGACCUUGACAAUGUGCGUGGCACCGCCCAUGAGCUUAAAGCCAAGCUUGACUUUGAACAAGGGGUCAGGUUCCAGCUUGAGUCUGACAUUGCUAGCAUGAAAAAGGAUAUUGAAGCAGCAUCUGAUCUGAGAAUUGAAUUGGAUGCCAAGAGGUCCAGCCUUAAAAACGAACUGGACUUUGUCAACAAAACACAGGAAGAAGAGCUCUUUUCUCUGCAGUCCAAACUGGGCACAACCACCAUGGACACUUCUGUCUCCAUGAUUGAAGUGGACACUGGCAAGUCCUUUGACAUCUCCUCAGCACUCAACAAGAUGCGAAUGGAGUAUGAGAAAUCUGUCCAGAAGCACAGAGAGGAAGCCGAAGCCUACUACAAACUCAAGAUGGAUGAAAUGCAGACUGCCAACGUGAAGAGCACAGAGGCUGUAUCAUCAGCCAAAGCGGAGAUUGCAGCAGCCAGGAAGGAGCUUCAGACGCUCGGGUUAGAGUUACAGGGUCUUCUCACACAAAACAUGGCCCUGGAGCAGGGCCUUGCAGAGGCUAAUGCCCAGUCCAGUGUAGGUGUGGCUGAAUACCAGGCCCAAAUCGCCAGCCUCACGUCUGCCAUCGAGGCAGCUAAAGCUGACCUUCACAAACAGAUUCUGGCCUACCAAGAGCUGCUUGACGUCAAACUUGCCCUAGAUGUGGAAAUUGCCACCUACAGAAAGCUCCUGGAGGGAGAUGACUUCAAACUGCCUGAAUUUACAGAGACAUCCUACACUUUCUCAGGGAGUGCCCCGCCCAAAACCAGCACGCCCCAGGACUCACCCCAAGUCUCCAUGGAAAUACACACUAGAUACAUCCGCAAAGCUGGUGGAGGUGGAAUUCAAGUCAAAGAGAUAAUCACAGGUUCGUAAGAGAGCACACAGAGACUUCAGUCAUCAGUGAUGCAGACACCGAAUCCUCUUGAAUGCUAAAGGACAGAUUGACUGAGAGUUUGUUUCACGGACAUACAAACUCCCUUCACUGUUAUUCCAAUAAAGCUGCAUUCCAAAUAUA
Messenger RNA from Hemibagrus wyckioides, 1798 nucleotides. RefSeq lists its product as uncharacterized. The transcript has 10 exons. The coding region runs from base 64 to 1656 and encodes 530 amino acids. Gene Ontology annotation, cellular component: plasma membrane; axon; type III intermediate filament. The record is from RefSeq and is a predicted model, not a curated record. NCBI's taxonomy places the organism in Eukaryota, Metazoa, Chordata, Actinopteri, Siluriformes, Bagridae.